AUGAUCAAGAUUUGGAGCAUGAAGAAGAACGAGGAUGCGGCGGCGAAGAAGAAACCCAAGACUAGUGCUGCUCAGAUUCGGGUGCAGAAAGACCUCACGGAACUCGAACUAUCGUCCACAAUGAAGACACAUUUCCCCGAUCCCACUGAUAUCCUCAACUUCACUCUCACCAUCACUCCCGAUGAAGGCAUGUACAAGGGCGGUGCAUUUGUGUUCUCCGUCAAUAUCAACACAAACUACCCUCACGAACCACCAAAGGUCAAGUGCACACAAACGAUUUAUCAUCCAAAUGUUGACCUUGAAGGGAAUGUGUGCUUGAACAUUCUCCGCGAGGACUGGAAACCAGUGCUCAAUCUGAACUCCGUCUUAGUCGGGCUUCAGUACCUUUUCCUCGAACCUAAUGCGGAUGAUCCACUUAACAAGGAGGCGGCGGAGGAGCUGCGGAAGAAUCGAGAUCAGUUCGUCUACAACGUCAAGAAUUCUAUGCGCGGAGGGGUGAUCAAGGGUGUACAAUACGACAAGGUACUUGUAUAA
This is a messenger RNA of Sparassis crispa, 534 nucleotides long. RefSeq names its product NEDD8-conjugating enzyme UBC12. The coding region runs from base 1 to 534 and encodes 177 amino acids. Lineage: Eukaryota; Fungi; Basidiomycota; Agaricomycetes; Polyporales; Sparassidaceae. The record is from RefSeq and is a predicted model, not a curated record. The transcript has 6 exons.